AUUUGUCACAUGACCAAUUUUUGUAAUAUUUAUGAAGCGGGAAAAAAUGUCUUUCUCAGACUCAACAGUGCUUUCUUUAGCGAAUGACAGUGAAAAUAUAAGCAUUGGAGAGUCUAGGAAUGGGGAGAAUGGAGUGUUUCCAACCGUGAAUCAAAGAUUAGGAUAUUUGCGUCCCUCGAGAGAGCUACUUGAGUACUACCGUCAGAAAAUAUCUGAAUAUGACGGAGAGUACGACAAACUACUGCAGAGACUGGACAAGUACAAGUGUGCAUAUGAACAUGUGCAUAAAAACCAGUGGGAGAUCAGACAACGUGAGGAUGAGAUAGUCGAGCUACAGAAGGCACUGAGUGACAUGCAGGUAUUUCUGUUUCAAGAACGAGAGCAUGUGUUGCGUCUGUUUGCUGAAAAUGACCGACUAAAGAUCAGAGAGCUGGAGGAUAGAAAGAGAAUGCAACACUUGCUCACUCUCACUCAGCCUGUCAACGGCGAGACAACCUACUUCCUCAAGGAGCCACCAGCUAAAGUUAUUAUUCACCAACACAAGAAGCAUAAAAGCAGUGAGCUAGACGGGAGGGGCCCAGGUGGACAUAAACCAGCCUCCGUGCUUCAGAGAGGACAUCAGACAGCUAAACCAGCAAACGAAGUUAGUGACGAGGGACAAAGCGAUAAAGAAACAUUGCUCUUAACAGUGGAGGCACUAAAGGCACAACUUGAAGAACAAACACGUCUCUGUAAAGAGCAGGUGGAUGCUCUUCUUGAGGACCGGAGAGUGAGGAUGGAAGAGUCACAAGCUUUAACUGAGAGAGAUACAGAGAGGAUAAAAGGUCUCACAGAUAAACUCCACACAACCCAAGGCAUGCUCUAUGACAGUACCAAGGAUUAUCUGGACCUCAAGUAUCAGUACAGAGCCAAGGAGAGAGACUGGAUGGCUGAGAGGGAUCAGAUUGUCCAACAACUGGAUCACUACAGGGAAGAGUUGGACAUCAGUGAGGGUGUAGACCCUAUCCUAGGCCCACACGCAGAUGACUCUACUCCUAGGUGGCGAGGUGUUGCAUCAGUGAAGCAGCUCCAGCUCCAGCUCCAACAGUCUCAGCAACUGGCAGACAACUAUCGUGAGCAGUGUAUCACUAUGGAGGAGGAGCUGUGUAAACUGAGGGAAGAGACAGGGGCCUCCAAGGAUCUUUUCCAACAGAGGACAGAGAAGAUGACCAAGAGGCUUGGCUUGAUGAACAGUAGGUAUGAUGCAUUGGAGAAGAGAAGGGCCUUGGAGAUUGAAGGAUACAAAAAUGAUAUUAAACUAUUGCGGCAGAGACUUAAGGAAGUUGAAAGACAACUAUUUAAGCUUACAAUGACUUUGGAUGGUGAUCAGGACAUGCAGAUUCUCACACACGUCAAAAGAACGGCUACAAGAUCAAAGAAGCUUGUCGGAGAUUUACAGAACCUCAAAGCCAAAAUUUACUCGCUAGAGAGAGACGUUCACCACCAACAUGAUCAUUAGUAUUAACCACCUUUGUACAAGAUUAUUUAUCUUCCCGUUUCAUGCACUUCUUUGCAACAUUUUUAUCCCUGUUUCUGUACUCCUUGUACGUGUCAUUCGUAAAGUUAUACAAACUUGA
Halichondria panicea is the source of this 1616-nucleotide messenger RNA. Its product is annotated as coiled-coil domain-containing protein 77-like. Bases 32 to 1498 code for a protein of 488 amino acids. Gene Ontology annotation, cellular component: centrosome. The transcript has 9 exons. The record is from RefSeq and is a predicted model, not a curated record. Lineage: Eukaryota; Metazoa; Porifera; Demospongiae; Suberitida; Halichondriidae.